This is a messenger RNA of Mollisia scopiformis, 844 nucleotides long. RefSeq lists its product as uncharacterized. The coding region runs from base 152 to 421 and encodes 89 amino acids. The record is from RefSeq and is a predicted model, not a curated record. Lineage: Eukaryota; Fungi; Ascomycota; Leotiomycetes; Helotiales; Mollisiaceae. The transcript is spliced from 3 exons.
CGUAAUAUCAAAUGUAAUCUCAAACAAAAGUAAAGACCGUCUCAAACAAUAGCAAUGAAUACAGCUACAUUUUUGCACUGGCACUCAUGUGCACAUCAGCUCUGUCCUUGCCAGAGAGAAGAACUCCUCAAAUACUGCAACACCAGUGGACAUGCACCAUUCUUGCUACACAUACACCACGACAGUUCCAUUCACUGGCAUCAUAAAUUGUCCACUUCAGACGACAUGUGGGCCUGAGCCAAUGUGUAUCAAAUUGAAUAAAGCUACACUGGAAGUGCCUUGUGCAAACUCCAGGUGCCCCAAGACUCCAACUGCCACAGUCACAGCAUGGGGAGUAUGUCCUACUUGCAGGAAAGGAUGCGGUACCGAUAUUAUCACGGAGACCGUAAAGACUGGAUGCCACCCAACAACAUUUUGCUGAAUUGAAAAAUAUGAGGGAGGGUGGAAAGAGCACUAGGUUUCAUUCCCGUUUGAUACUGGAAUUCUUGUUCGUGGCGACUUUGGAUUUGGAGGAAAACUUAGGAGCAAGACAAGAAGAUGACUUGUUGAUGAAGGCAGUUACAAAAAAAGUUAUUUCGUGAAGCUGAGAAAGAAUGUACAUGUCACUACAAAUCAUAAGUACUCGUGUUGGUAUUCAAGUUGAAGGCUGAAUUUCUUGCACGGAUAGGCACGUUCCAGUGCGGAGUGUCUCUGGACUGUAGCAGGUUGAGAGGCGUUUUUUGUGAUUGAUCCUGACUGAAGGACGUAAGAUCUUUGGGUGGUGAAUUCUGAGGUCGAAUGAGAUGGACCAAUGUACUGGAAUGAUGGUGGCGGUUGAGAAACUAGAGAGACAAUCAAGGCAGAC